GUUUAGUUGCAAAUGAAGUUUUAACGGAACAAGUUGAUUUUUUGGAUUAAGUAAAAGCUGGUGCGUUCGUGGAUUUAAAAUCAUAUAAUAAAGAGAGACGGUCGUGUAUAAAAUUUAAAUUAAAUUGCAUACAUAAUAACACAAAUAAAAAAAACGAAGAAAGUCUAAGAAAAAAUUUUUGUGAUGUCGGAACUAAAGGAUGUUAAUGAUGAAGAAUUUGAAGCUUUGCGAAAUGAUCGUAGUCCCCGAGUAGUAAGCGGUCUUGAUAGACCGUAUAAACACAAACCUUUGGGUGAACAAAAUCGUGCAUUGAAACGUCAAGCGACAAUGGUGAUUUUGGGAAACUUGGGUGUAAUGUCGACUGGUAUGGCACUUGGUCUACCAACGAUUACAAAUAAUCCCAUGACUGAUACGACCCAAGGGGCAUAUUUGACGUUAUCAGAAUUUUCCUGGUUUGCGUCGUUCAAUUUAUUUUCUGCACCCUUUGGGGGUCUACUUUCUGGUCUACUGUUAGAUAAAUUCGGACGCAAAAAUACCAUUAUUGUGAUGAAUGUUUUAGCGUUGCUCUCGUGGAUUCUUAUGGCAACAGCCAGCUCUGAAAACCAACAAUCUAUGUUUAUACAAUUAAUGGUUUCUCGAAUAUUAGUGGGACUUGCUAGUGGUCUUUCUAGUGCACCAGUUGGCGUAUAUUCAGCUGAAAUUAGUACUCCCAAAAUAAGAGGACGUUUGAUACUGGGUACCUCUAUCUCUGUAGCUAUGGGUAUAACUUUAAUCUAUGGCUUGGGAUAUUUUAUACGCGACGAUUGGCGUUUAAUUGCCUUAAUAUGUUGUGCGUUUCAAAUAAUAACGCUCUUAUGUGUCAUACCUCUGCCAGAGUCACCCAGUUGGCUGAUAUCGAAAUCACGUUUGGCUGAAGCUAGAAAAUCGAUUAAUUAUUUCAGAGGAUUGGAUAAGAAACCUGUUAUUACGCAUCCAGAAAUUUUAACGGAAUUUAAUCUAUUACAAAAAAAUAUACAAUUGACCGAGGGACAAAAGAAACCUUCAUUUCUCAAGUCGCUAAAAUUACCAGAAGUCUAUAAGCCUCUUUUAAUACUGAUUGGUCUCUUUUCGUUCCAACAAUUGACGGGUAUUUUUGUGGUAAUUGUAUAUGCUGUGCAGAUAUCUACUGAAGCAGGUGUCACCAUCGAUCCCUUUAUGUGUGCUAUAAUGAUAGGUCUGGCCCGUGUUGUGACCACUUGUCCCAUGGGUUAUAUCUUGGAGAAAUGGGGACGUCGCCGUUCUGGUUUAAUUUCAGCAAUGGGCAUGACCAUCUGUAUGAUUCUGCUGUCGCUACACGAACAACCAUGGCUUAAAACAAUUCCCUACUUGCCAGUCAUAGCUAUAGUUGCCUUUAUAGUUCUCAGUACACUUGGUUUAUAUACACUUCCUUUCUUUAUGAUUUCUGAGCUAUUUCCACAAAAUGUAAGAGGACCCGCUUCAGGACUAACAAUAGCAUUUGGUACUUUUGUAUCAUUUGUAUGCACUAAAACGUAUCCCUCAUUGAAAGAUGUUAUUGGCAAAGAGUACUGCUUUGUCAUGUAUGCUGUUUUUGCCUUUUUGGCCGUGAUUUUUGUUUAUCUUUGGCUGCCGGAAACUAGAGGUCGUACUCUCUUACAAAUCGAAGAAGAAUUUAGACACGGUAGACGAUCAAGAAAACCAGCAGAACCCGUGGAAAUGGAAGAAAUUUAUGUUAAAUAAAUUUUAUAAAUUUAAUGACUAUUUGACUUAAUCUAUAAAAAAAGAUUUGCGCAGUGCGCCUAUAUGUUUGUGCAAAUAUGCAAACAUAAAUAUUUAUUUUAAUAUUCUCUGGACAAAUUGUGCAAAAUAAAUAUGAUAAUACUAUAGUAGUACAACUAAGAAAUAAUACAAAUGUACGGACUACUUAAUAAGUGCUGUGAUAAGACUGUUUAGUAAAUAUUAGUAAAUAUUUAAUAAAAAAACAUUUUAUAAUAAACAAAACAUUAUGAAAAAUC
Messenger RNA from Lucilia sericata (common green bottle fly), 2012 nucleotides. Its product is annotated as facilitated trehalose transporter Tret1. Gene Ontology annotation, molecular function: sugar transmembrane transporter activity. Lineage: Eukaryota; Metazoa; Arthropoda; Insecta; Diptera; Calliphoridae. The record is from RefSeq and is a predicted model, not a curated record. Bases 184 to 1737 code for a protein of 517 amino acids. Gene Ontology annotation, cellular component: membrane. The transcript has 5 exons. Gene Ontology annotation, biological process: transmembrane transport; carbohydrate transport.